AUGAUUGACUUCCAGAAAACAUUGGAAUCCGAAUCCGGUAAAGAAUCCGGAUCCGAUUCCGAGAAUGAAAGCAAAAGCGAUAGCUCCUCUUCCGGCAGCAACAGCGGCUCGGGAUCGGGAUCUGAAAGCGACUCUAGCUCCUCGAGCGGUUCCGGUUCUGGAUCAGGCUCCGACUCGGAAAAGUCGGAGAAGUCGGAUGCACCCGCUGCACAAAGCGAUAGCUUCCAGAGCAAAGGCUCGAAUCACAGCACCGAAGCAAAGCUUAGAGUUAAACAUGAGUCUAGUCGCGAGUGGGAUGAGAAUCCUGACAUAUACGGCAUCAGGAGAUCCGGGCGUUCCAGGAAGGAGCCUGACAGACUCGCGACGAAUCGCGAGAGCGACAGUGACAGUCGCAAGAAAUUUAAGAAGAAAGGUUCACACAAUUCGUGGAAUACAGAAAGUUCGGAUUCAGAAUCUGAUGAAACUGAAAAUCGUAGGCCUCCACCUAGCAAAUCUCUAAACAGACGUGCGGCACAAAAAGCGAAAGAGAAAACUAGAGUGCGGAAGAAACAUAUUUCUGAAUCUUCUGAAAAUUCUUCCUUUGACAGUGAUGAUAAUAGAAGACAAGUUAGUAGACGAACGGGUACGGCGGUUAGUUACAAAGAGGAAAGUGAAGAAGGUACCGAUAGCGAGGAUUUGGUCGAAGUUGACGAAUCAAAUGCUGCGUCAACAGAGCCUGACAAUGCGGAAACUAUUGAACAAAUUUUGGGACAGAGGAUAGGCAAGAAAGGAGUUACCGGUAAUGUAACAACAAUCUAUGCCGUGGAAGAAAACGGCGACCCUAAUCCCGAUGACUUAAGUAACGUGGAAACCGAAGUACAAUAUUUGAUAAAAUGGAAAGGCUGGUCUCACAUACACAACACGUGGGAAUCGGAGGAAUCAUUAAAAGCACAAAAAGUAAAGGGAUUGAAGAAAUUAGACAAUUUUAUCAAACGUGAACGUAGAAUCGAGCAGAUGAGAGAAUAUGCUGAACCAGAAGAACUAGAUUAUUUAGAGUGUCAGUUGGAACUUAAACAAGAUCUUCUAAAAAGUUACAACAAUGUCGAAAGAAUUAUUGCUGAUUAUAAGAAACCAGACUCAGAACAUCCCGAUUAUUUCUGUAAAUGGGAGAGUUUACCAUAUGCCGAUGCUACAUGGGAAGAUGGAACAUUAAUAGUUAAAAAAUGGCCAGAAAAAAUAAAAGAAUUUCGCGAUAGAGAGGAUUCUAAAAGGACACCUAGUAAACAUUGUAAAGUCCUUAAAUCCAGACCUAAAUUUUAUCAAUUAAACGAACAACCCGCCUACAUGGGCAAAGAGAAAGACUUAGUAUUGAGAGAUUAUCAGAUGGAUGGACUUAAUUGGAUGAUACAUUCUUGGUGCAAGGAAAAUAGUGUUAUACUAGCCGAUGAAAUGGGUCUUGGUAAAACAAUCCAAACGAUAUGCUUCCUUUAUUAUUUAUUUCAUACGCAACAACUUCAUGGGCCAUUUUUAUUAGUAGUUCCUCUGUCGACAAUGACUUCCUGGCAAAGAGAGAUGUCUCAAUGGGCACCUGACAUGAAUUUCGUCACUUACUUGGGCGAUGUCAAUUCUCGUAAUAUUAUUAGGGAAUACGAAUGGUGCUACCGAGGUUCAAAGAGACUAAAGUUUAACGUCAUACUUACGACGUACGAGAUAGUACUUAAGGAUAAAGCGUUAUUAGGUGCCUUAAAUUGGGCGGUGUUGCUAGUGGACGAAGCUCAUAGAUUAAAAAAUGACGAUUCCCUGUUAUACAAAGCUCUUAGCGAGUUUCAUACCAAUCAUCGUUUAUUGAUUACUGGCACUCCAUUACAGAAUAGCUUGAAAGAGCUGUGGGCCUUACUACACUUCAUUAUGCCUACAAAAUUUACCUCUUGGGAAGAAUUUGAGAAACAACAUGACAAUGCUGCACAAAAGGGAUAUUCCAAGUUACAUAAACAAUUGGAACCAUUUAUCCUGCGCCGAGUUAAGAAGGACGUCGAGAAAUCUUUGCCCGCUAAAGUCGAGCAGAUCUUACGAGUAGAAAUGACAUCUUUGCAGAAACAAUAUUACAAGUGGAUUUUAACCAAAAAUUAUGAAGCGUUGCGAAAAGGUGUAAAGGGUUCUACCACGACAUUCUUGAAUAUUGUUAUUGAAUUGAAAAAAUGUUGCAAUCAUGCCUUUCUUACGAAACCAAUCGAGGCCGAAAAGGAAAAGUCCAACUUAAAUUAUUUACAGCAAUUAAUUCGUGGUUCUGGUAAAUUAGUGCUUCUGGAUAAAUUAUUAGUGAGAUUGCGCGACACAGGACAUAGAGUACUGAUAUUUAGUCAAAUGGUCAAAAUGUUAGAUAUUCUUGGUGAAUAUCUGCAGAGGAGGCAUUUCCCAUUCCAAAGAUUAGAUGGAAGUAUAAAAGGAGAACUGAGAAAACAGGCAUUGGAUCACUUCAAUGCCGAAGGAUCGCAAGAUUUUUGUUUUUUGUUGUCAACGCGAGCGGGUGGUCUUGGCAUUAAUCUUGCCACUGCGGACACUGUGAUAAUUUUCGAUUCUGACUGGAAUCCGCAAAAUGAUUUGCAAGCUCAAGCCAGAGCGCAUCGAAUAGGACAAAAGAAUAAGGUAAAUAUCUAUCGAUUGGUUACCAAAAAGUCGGUCGAAGAAGAAAUCGUAGAACGUGCGAAGCAGAAAAUGGUCUUGGACCAUUUAGUGAUACAGCGAAUGGAUACAACCGGACGGACAGUAUUAGAUAAAAAAAAUGCGGGGACCAAUAGUAAUCCGUUCAACAAGGAAGAUUUGACUGCUAUUUUAAAAUUUGGUGCCGAAGAUUUAUUUAAAGAUGAAGAAGACGGAGACGAAGAACCAGCUAAAGUGAAAAAGAAUAAGCAAACUGCAGGUCCUAUGCAUUUUACUGCGAAUAAUGAACCAAGAGCUGUCGACGUCAUUGGUGAAUUAGAUCCACCAAUAUUUGAUGAAUGUAAAGAGAAGAUGAGACCAGUAAAGAAGGCGUUAAAGGCUCUAGAUACACCAGAUAUGUCUCUGAGCGAAGAAGAGCGAGUUGCUCGCGCGCGUCGGUGUCUCUACCAAAUCGGUAACCAUAUCAACACAUGUCUGGCAGAAUACAAGAACCCCGAGCAAAUCAGCGAAUGGAAAAGCAAUCUAUGGUACUUUGCUUCCAAGUUUACGAACUUCAAGGCAAAAAAGCUUUAUAGAAUGUACAAGAAUCUAGUGAAACAAGGUGGCGACAAUAAUAGCGGUGCGAUAUCCAGCCCUGACAAAAAGGAGGAUGCUUCCAAUACUGCUAAGCAGAAAUCUAGUGAAAAAGUGUCUCACGAAAAACAUUUUGACAAGCAACAAACGGAGAGCGGUAAUAAAGACAGCCGAGCAACGAAACGUAAAGUCGACGAUAUCGAGGAGAACUCGAACAGUAGUACACAAAGUAAGAAACAUCUCUCGAGUAUUUCCGGUGUUAGCAGCAAUAUCAGCAGCACAUCUACAGUUACUAUCGGUGCUGUUACAAUUACACCUAUAACGUCAACGCCAAAUUCCACAUCAAGUACCACUAAUAGUGCAGACACAUCACGUCAUAAAGAACAAAAAGAAUCGAAGCACAAAGAUAUGAAAAGGGAUAGAGAUCGUGAUAGAGAUAGAGAAAGGGGGCAUGACAGGGGUGCUGAUAGAGGUGCUGACAGAAAUAUCGACAGAGGUAUUGAUAGGAUAAAUGUAGGCAAGGACGACAGAAUUAGGAGAGAUGGUGGAUACAACAUGGGACAUUACAGUGGCAGUAGGGAAGAUGACCAUUGGUUAUCCAGAGAUGGAAGAGAUAUUAGAGACGGCAGGUACGGAUUCGGAGAGCACAAGCGUGAUCGCUUCGAUCCUUACGGACGAAUGUCUAGUGGUUAUCACAGAGAUAGAGAUAGAGAUCGAGAUCGUGGUAUGCAUAUGAACGACAAAAGAAGUGAUUAUUAUCGAUAUUCGUCGGGACCACCAAGUUACGGAUAUGGACCAGGUGGUUAUGGUGGUAGCAGUGGUAGUGGUGGUUAUCCGUCGGAUAUUGCACCGGGUCAUUUCAGAAGCCGAGGCUACGCGGGAGAUAGUUACUCCAAUGAUUGGCGACCCAACAAAGAUUACAGACGAGAUUACGAUAGAAGACCACCGCCGCCAAACGCCAAUUCCUAGUGCUUCUUUCUUCCUCGGUUGUGACACGGUAUCCAAACCGUUUUGUGUAUAAUUUUGCUGCGAGUGGAAGCGUUUUUGAUGACAUUUGCUUUCUCACGUCUCUACGUGGGAGAAAUACUGAGCGCACGGUGUACGAUGUUUCUGUGAGCAUGCACCAUACCUGUAUUUAUAUGUAUAAAAAAUUAUUCUGAUGUUUAUUAUAUGCGAAUAAUAAUGAUGUCGAAGAUGUGUCUAGGAUGUGUAUGGUACUCCCUGUUAGAAACAGAUACAUAGAUUGUGCAAAGAAAAGAAAAACGAGGGAGAUCGAAUUAUAUCUUCAGUGCAUAAUAAGAAAAGAAAUUUUUAUAUAUCAAAACGUAUAUUGGAAUUCAUCGAGGAAUGUUGAAAAAUGCGAACGAGCAAACAGUAUGUAUUUGCUUCUUUUUAAGUACAUAUUAAUGAGAAUUGUAUAUCGGUACGAUUUUCUUCAAUUUUCGAUACUAAUUACUAAAUUAUUUAAAAUUAUUUUGCAAUUUUUCAUAUGUAUAAUUAUGAAGAAUUAUAACUGGAUUCUACAAUUCCGAAGCACAGUUGUACUUUUUACAUUUUUUUUUUAUUAGUAAAACUGUUCUAUCUUACUUUAAAUAUUUGAAUUCGGUUUUAUCAUCGUGCAAAUGAAAAAAAGUUAGUUAACGAUGACAUUAUUGGAAUUACAAAUAUGUAUAUUUUUUAAUAUUGUAUACAGCUCUGAGCCAAUAUUUUGUACAGAAUAUUAGCUCUGGAUGCGGUUUAAUUGAUGGUCUUAUUAGCGUUAUAACUUUGUCAAUACAUGCAUAAAUAAAUCAAUGUUUUCAAAAAUCUUGAUACUCUAUACUAUCGCGCGCUCUAGAAUACUCUACAACGCUAAACGGCUACACUUAAACUACUCUCGAGAUUGAUAUCAUCAAUUGUGCCGCAUCCUCAGUUGUAUCUUUUGCAUCUUUUGUUACAUAAAAUAAGUGAAUUGCUUCCGUGCUACGCGCAUAUAUUUUGCAUUUUCCACUGAUUUUAUAUAUAAAAUUAUAAUUAUAUAAUCAUAAAAUGAUUACAUUAUUAUAUAUAUUAUAUCAUAAAAUCAAUAUUCAGUUUAAAAAUAUAGCUCGCGCACAUAAUCACCUCGAGUGUGAUAUCUAAUAAUUUGACUGUUUUUCAUCUGAGGAUCAGAUGAGGGUACCAUAUUAGCUGACUCUAUGCUAACACAAUCUGAUUUUAAUGACGUUACAGUAGAUAUAUGGACAUAGUUGCGUUGUAGCACGAUGUCCAUAUGAAAUUGUACAAAUCUAAUCAUCAAUAUAUAAAUUUUUAUUAAAAAUGAAACCAAAAGAACAUCUAUGGUUUACAGAGAAUAUACAGAAUUGUCCGGUAUGCACGGUAAAGUUGUAUUGUGAAUCAAUCUAUUUACACUUGUUACCGAAAUAUCGCAGGGACAAUUAGUGUGUUAAUCCAGCAAUCACCGAACGUAAUCUGUUAUGCAAAUCAAAAUACAACGGAAAUACAGUUUGGAUAUCGCACCCUUUUUUCGAUAGUCUUCUGACGCGUUUGUGAUUUAAAAAAAAAAAUAGAGAUAGGUAAGAAUAUACUAUUUUUGCGUUCAUUACUUUACGUAUCAUAGUUUUGUAUUCUGAAGCUACAUAACCGAUGUGACAUACUUGUAAAUAUUAGCAUAAGAUCGAUAAUUAUACUCCGUUCGUAUCGAACUGUUAAAUCACUUAAUCAGCAUUACGUUUUUUUAUUUAACAUAAUAUGAGGAAGUAUUUGCUACUUCAAUUUGGUUUCAGUUAAAAA
This is a messenger RNA of Pogonomyrmex barbatus (red harvester ant), 5985 nucleotides long. RefSeq names its product chromodomain-helicase-DNA-binding protein 1 (gene Chd1). Gene Ontology annotation, cellular component: nucleus; chromatin. Gene Ontology annotation, biological process: nucleosome organization. Lineage: Eukaryota; Metazoa; Arthropoda; Insecta; Hymenoptera; Formicidae. The record is from RefSeq and is a predicted model, not a curated record. Gene Ontology annotation, molecular function: ATP-dependent chromatin remodeler activity; DNA binding; histone binding.